AUGGACCGACAACGCCACGCAUCCAGGCGCCGCAGACCUUCGUAUCUGGUGCAGCAGGAUGAGAAAAGAAAACUUGCGCAAGAGCUGAGCGUUCUCCAGAGUCUUCUCGCAGACAUCCAGGCUCGCCCAAAGACUGGUAGUAGCAAAAGCUCAAUCGUUGCUCGCGGGGAUGCAGGAGAGUCAUAUCGGCAGUCCAUUGUGCAGACACGUUUACAUGCCAAAAGAGUGGUCGGAGCGACGUCAAGCGCUGCUGAGCCUCAAAGGUGA
Molecule: messenger RNA, 267 nt
Organism: Hyaloperonospora brassicae
Lineage: Eukaryota; Oomycota; Peronosporomycetes; Peronosporales; Peronosporaceae
Source: the annotation of a GenBank genome assembly